This is a messenger RNA of Venustampulla echinocandica, 588 nucleotides long. RefSeq lists its product as uncharacterized. The record is from RefSeq and is a predicted model, not a curated record. The transcript is spliced from 6 exons. Bases 1 to 588 code for a protein of 195 amino acids. Lineage: Eukaryota; Fungi; Ascomycota; Leotiomycetes; Helotiales; Pleuroascaceae.
AUGAAGUUUCUCUCUGUUCUCAUUCCGCUGGCUUUGUUAAGCUCCCAGACUGUCCAUGCUGCGAACUGGUAUUUUCUCCGCUGGAAUACGCCAAGUAGUUCAGCUCAAUUUCAAAAGUUCUCCAUGCAAAUGGUAACCCCAACAAUACAAAAGGCUGGGGUUUAUUAUCUAUGGCCCGGACUUCAGGAUACAGGCAAUACAGGAGUAUAUCAAGAGGUCCUUGACGGGCGAUCAGGGACGUGGUGGAUUGGGCCGGGUUGGUGUUGCAGCAAUCCCAGUCUUCCCUGGGGCGACGGUUUCAAUCCCGGAAAUGGAAAAGCCGUCGAUAUAACCAUGACGCGCGAUGCAAGCGGCCCGAAUUGGACAUCUAUACUCACAUCGGGAAGUAACUCAGUGACGAAUAAAUUUCCACUUUCGUAUAAGAACUUCAACCAGGUAAUGAACACUACCCAAACCGCCUGGUGUACAAACGCGCCUGAGAAUUACAACAACGCAAUGAGAUACACAAUUUCCGGUGCGAAAGCUACGGUUUCAGGGGGGACGACUACGUGUCAAAUUGACCAGGUUGUCAUGGAGGGGCCGAGGUGA